This is a messenger RNA of Ananas comosus (pineapple), 2358 nucleotides long. RefSeq lists its product as uncharacterized. The record is from RefSeq and is a predicted model, not a curated record. NCBI's taxonomy places the organism in Eukaryota, Viridiplantae, Streptophyta, Magnoliopsida, Poales, Bromeliaceae. The transcript has 2 exons. Bases 284 to 1891 code for a protein of 535 amino acids. Gene Ontology annotation, biological process: positive regulation of growth.
AAAAAAAAAAAAAAAAAAAAAUCCAUUUCCCCCUCAUCGUUUUAAUCCGCUUCCUCAUCUCACACCAUUGAACCGCGAAGGUCGAAUUUUGGGAUAUUUUCCGCCAAAUUUUCCCUUCCUCAAUUUGAUCCGGAAAUGGCCAAAACCACGCCGGUUUUGAAUUCGCGGAACCGAAAACCCUAGAUAGUAGAUCUCGAGGGCUUCGGCCUUCGCUGGCCUCAAAACCCUAGCUUCUGCUCGGAUCCUCGGAGCUAAACCCUAGCUAGCUCGUCGCGGCGGAGCCAUGGUGGCGGAGCCGCUGAUCCACAAGAUGCUCUCCGCCCUCUCCCUCGACUCCUCCCCCUCCUCCUCCUCCUCCUCCGGCAGCGGCGGCGAUAAGAAGAAGAGCAGGAGCAAGAGCAAGAGGGAGAGCAAGAGCGGCAGCGGCGGAGGAGGAGGAGGAGGAGGGGCGGUGGGGAUUCUGUCGUUCGAGGUGGCGAACGCGAUGUCGCGCGCGGCGAACCUGUGGCGGGCGCUGGCGGAGGCGGAGGCGGAGGCGGGGGCGUGGGCGGAGGGAUGGCUGUGGGGUCGUGCGGUGGAUGUCGGGCGACGAGCUGGCGAUUGCCUGGCGGCGCUGCGGUGGCGGAGGCUGGACGAGCUGAAACGCGUGGCGGCGGCGGCGGCGAGGGCGGGGCGGCGCUGCUCCGUCCCCCGCCCUCUCGGCUUCGAGCACGUGCACUCCGAUCCUCUCUCGGCCGCCCCCUCCCCCGCCUCCCCUUCGCUUCCUUCCCUCCUCCUCGCCGCUCCCCGUCCCCACCUCUUCCGCAAGAUGGACCGCUCCUCGCCGCCGCCACCCGCCGCCUCUACGCCGAGCUGGAGGCCUCGCCGACCUCGAGCAGUCCGCCAAGAAUCUCUCCCCCGACGCCGCGCCCGCGCGCCCUCGAUAACAAGAGUCCGCUGGCAAGCGCCACGACGUCCGCACCUCCGCGACGCCUCCCUCUGGACACUCUUCGACUCCGCCGUCCUCUCCCCGCCGACCCCCCCUCCCCCUCCUCCCCUCUUCCAUCACCCUCCCUUCCUUCCUCAUCCUUCCCCUUCCCCCCCAAUUCCAAUCCCCCCCUCCCAACCUAUCCAAUUGGAAUUCUCCUUCCCCGAUCGCAGAGACGACGCCGCCUUCCGCCUCAACUGCAGCGCCGCCCCCGGCCGCCUCUUCAUGGACUGCCUCAGCCUGACCAGCAGCGCUGCCGAAGCCUCCUUCGACGACGACGACCACCGCUCCGGCAGCAGCCAUUACAAAACCGGCCCGCUUCUGCCCCCCCGCGGCGAGCAGGGCCCGCCGCCCAAGAGCGGCAGGAUCGCCGCCGGAAGGCUAAAAUUCGGCCCCAAGACCAAGCUGACGGCGCUCGCCCCGCCCUCCACCGUCGGCGGCUCGGCCCUCGCCUUGCACUACGCGAAUAUCGUAAUCAUCAUAGAGAAGUUGCUCCGGUACCCGCAUCUGGUCGGCGAGGAAGUGCGGGACGAUCUCUACCAGAUGCUCCCCUCGAGCCUGCGCGCCGCCUUGCGAAAGAGCCUCAAGUCUUACGUAAAGAGCUUGGCCAUCUACGACGCGCCUCUCGCGCACGACUGGAAGGAGAAGUUGGAGAAGAUACUGGUUUGGCUCGCGCCGAUGGCGCACAGCAUGAUCCGGUGGCAGACGGAGCGCAACUUUGAGCAGCAGCAGAUCGUUCUGAAGGGGAACGUCCUGCUGCUGGAGACCCUGUAUUUCGCCGACAGGGAGAAAACGGAGGCCGUUAUUUGCGAAUUGCUCGUUGGGUUGAACUACAUUUGCCGGUACGAGCAGCAGCAGAACGCGUUGCUGGAUUGCGCGAGCAGCCUCGACUUUGACGACUGUACGGAUUGGCAGGUGCAAUAAUAGUAUAUACAUUGUCGGGUGGUUCGCGACAUGCUGUUGUUGCUGCAGUUUAAGAGGAUUUUGGAGAAAAAGAGCGUUGUCGAAGUUUUUGGAAGAGUUUUCCUCCUUUGUCGAAAGCGUCUGAUUGAUGAAAUAGAAGAGUGUUCGGUAGCGGGUGUUUCUCGUGUGAAGGUAUGACGCAUCUGACCUCGAAUUUAUGUACAUAAUAAUUCCUUUCGUUGUCGAAAGAAAAGAUAUAACAAGGUUUCACCUUCAAUAUUCUUUUUCGGAAAAAUGAUAACAUUUAUUGUUUGCUGCAUUUGAAUACUUAAAAAGUUUCGCUCCCUGCAUGUGUGAGAUAAAAAAUUCUACGAAUGAAUCUGGUUAUCAGGUAUUGUAAGGAGAGUUAUUAUUUGGUAAGAAGAUUCGUCGCAUGAGACAACUCAUUCAAUUCGAAAAUGAUUAAAUGGAUCCCUUAUUUUGCGGUU